AUCAUGAUGCCUGCUCUCUCUGAAGCAAACAACACCUUUACCUUGAAUGUUUUCCAAAAAAUUUGUGAAGAAGAUAACUCACGGAAUGUGUUUUAUUCUCCCCUGAGUCUCUACUGUGCCCUGGCUAUGGUCUUAGAUGGGGCCAAGGGAAAUACUGCUGCACAGAUACAACAGGUUCUUUCUUUAAACAAAGGUACAGAUGUCCACCGAAGUUUCCAAUCUUUUCUUGAAGAAGCUAAUAAAUCCGGUAGUCAAUGCCUACUAAGAAUUGCCAACCGGCUCUUUGGAGGAAAGACCUGUGAUUUUAUCUCAUCUUUUAAGGAAUCCUGUCAGAAAUUCUACCAUUCAGAAAUGGAAGAACUUGACUUUGCGAAUGCUCCAGAGGAUGCAAGAAAACAUAUAAAUAAAUGGGUAGAAGAAAAGACAGAAGGCAAAAUUGCAGAACUGCUUGUUAAUGAUUCUGUUAAUCCACUGACCUGUCUGGUACUUGUGAAUGCUAUCUAUUUCAAUGGAAAAUGGGAAAAACAAUUUAACAAAGACAAGACAACAGAAAAGAUGUUCAAAAUCAGCAAGGAGAAGCAGAAAUCAAUACAAAUGAUGUUUCAGAGAUCUAGAUUUAGCAUGACCUACAUAGGAGAAGUGUUUACUAAGAUCCUAGUUCUGCCUUAUGUUGGAAGACAAAUGGACAUGGUCAUUUUGCUUCCAGAUGAGAACAUGGAUCUAAAAACAUUGGAAAAUGGACUUACCCCUGAGAAAUUAGUAGACUGGUUAAAUCCAGAGAUGAUGGAUGAAACGGAGGUGGAAGUUUUCCUUCCAAGAUUUAAAUUGGAGGAGGAGUUAGACAUGAAAUACAUUCUUCAAAAAUUGGGGAUGUCGGAUGCCUUUGAUGGAUCCAUGGCUGACUUUUCUGGGAUGUCAGCCAGAAAUGAUCUGUGUCUAUCCAAAGUUAUACACAAGGCUUAUGUAGAAGUUAAUGAGGAAGGCACUGAAGCAGCUUGUGCCACUGCAGCAGUCAUAAGGAAGCGAUGUGCAAUUCCACAGUUCAUGGUUGACCGUCCUUUCCUUUUUAUUAUCCGAGAUAAUGGCUCACAAAACAUUUUGUUUUUGGGCAAGGUAACCUCUCCAUAA
Messenger RNA from Dromiciops gliroides (monito del monte), 1128 nucleotides. Its product is annotated as serpin B6-like. NCBI's taxonomy places the organism in Eukaryota, Metazoa, Chordata, Mammalia, Microbiotheria, Microbiotheriidae. The transcript has a single exon. Gene Ontology annotation, molecular function: serine-type endopeptidase inhibitor activity. Gene Ontology annotation, biological process: negative regulation of endopeptidase activity. The record is from RefSeq and is a predicted model, not a curated record. Bases 4 to 1128 code for a protein of 374 amino acids. Gene Ontology annotation, cellular component: cytoplasm.